Messenger RNA from Fragaria vesca subsp. vesca, 879 nucleotides. RefSeq names its product cysteine-rich repeat secretory protein 3-like. Lineage: Eukaryota; Viridiplantae; Streptophyta; Magnoliopsida; Rosales; Rosaceae. The transcript is spliced from 2 exons. Bases 1 to 879 code for a protein of 292 amino acids. Gene Ontology annotation, cellular component: plasmodesma. The record is from RefSeq and is a predicted model, not a curated record. Gene Ontology annotation, biological process: plasmodesmata-mediated intercellular transport; transport of virus in multicellular host.
AUGGAUUCAACCUCUGCGGUGUUUCUCUGCUUCGUAGCCCUAUUUCUCUCGUCUGUGAUAUCAAUCUCCGAUCACAGUUCAUUAGUCUACAAAAACUGCGCAAACCAAACAUUCACCACCACAGCUCCGACUAAUCCUCACACACAAACCCUAACAUCUCUUUUCCAAGAACUCACCGCCCACUCAAACCGGUCCAAGUUCUUCAAACACACCGAAUCAUCAACAGACGACGAUAAGAUCUCCGGCGUCUACCAAUGCCGCGAAGACAUCACUAACCAAGAGUGCCACAGCUGCGUGAGCACGAUUCCGGUUAUGUCCAACACCGUGUGUAGAGAAUCCGUGGCUGCUAGGGUUCAGCUCCGCGGGUGCUACAUGCACUACAAGCUCGAGGGAAUUGAUCAUCUGGACUACUCCAGCAAGGAGAGGUUGCUGCACAAGAGCUGCGGCCAGGGCGGUGGAUCCAUCAAUGGGGGUUUGGGCGGGUUCGAGGAGAUGAGGAGAGCAGCGUUUGGUGUUUUGGAGAGUGGUGUGGUGAGUGGUGAAGGGUUUUGCAAGACGAGGUAUGAGUUAGUUGACGUGAUGGCUCAGUGUGAAGGAGGGUUGGGGGGUUGUGAAUGUGGGGAGUGUGUGAGUGGUGCAGUGCAGAUUGCCGAGGAAGAGUGUGGUGGGUCGGUUUCCGGUGAGAUUUAUUUGGCGGAGUGCUUCUUGAGCUUCGCUUAUCAUCCGGAUGAUGAGUCACACCCAGAGGAAGACCGGAGAGACAGGAAAGGUAGUAACGGGAAGACGUUAGCAAUUGUUGUGGGAGGGGCAGCAGCUUUGUUUUUUGGGUUCAUCUUUUUGUUGUUCCUCAAAUCUUGGGGCAAGAAAGAUGAAUAUUAA